AUGGACGUCGUUCUGGAGGUGGUCGACACCUUCGUCGGCGACAGGCUCUAUGCCGCUCUCCUGCCCGCUCAUGCUGCGCCAUAUGACUUCCCCCACCAGGCCGCUAACGCCACGGCGCAACCACUCUCGACAUGGCAGUACAAGCCCUCAACACACGUGCUAUACCUCGAGCCCUCUGAGGCGGCGUACAUGAGUGCCUGGCCUAGAGAUAACAUAUUUCGCCAGUCUAUGUCCCUCUUUCUCAUCACUUGGAUCUUUGGAGUCCUCAACUACUUCGUUUUCGCGACUCUCUCUUACAUGUUCAUUUUUGACAAAAAGACCUUCAACCACCCCAAGUUCCUCAAUAACCAGAUCCGCCUCGAGAUGAAGCAGGCCAACAAGGCCAUGCCCGUCAUGGCUGUCUGCACCGCCCUCACCUUCGUCGCCGAGGUACGCGGCUUCUCCAGGCUCUACGACGCCUCCGAGGACGGUCCGGGGCGCUGGUACGACUGGGCACAGUUCCCGUUCUUCAUUCUCUUCACCGACCUGUGCAUCUACUGGGUUCACCGCUGGCUGCACCUCCCCCUCGUCUACAAGCACCUCCACAAGCCGCACCACAAGUGGAUCAUUCCCUCGCCAUAUGCCAGCCACGCCUUCCACCCUCUGGACGGCUUCGCCCAAUCCGUCCCUUACCACGUCUAUCCCAUGUUGUUCCCCUUGAACAAGCUGGCCUACGUGGCCCUGUUUGUCUUCAUCAACUUCUGGACCAUCCUCAUCCACGACGGCGAGUACAUCACCGACAACCCCAUCAUCAACGGCUCCGCGUGCCAUACCGCCCACCACCUGUACUUCAAUUACAACUACGGUCAGUUCACGACGCUCUGGGACCGUCUCGGGGGCAGCUACAGAGAGCCCGACCUCGCCUGGUUCAACAAGAACACCAAGAUGUCUCAGGAGACGUGGGAGUCCAAUAUGAAGGAGAUGGAGGACAUCCGGAAGAAAGUCGAGGGCAACGACGACCGCCAGUACGUCACCGCCGAAACGAAGAAAGAGAAAUGA
Molecule: messenger RNA, 1038 nt
Organism: Colletotrichum higginsianum IMI 349063
Lineage: Eukaryota; Fungi; Ascomycota; Sordariomycetes; Glomerellales; Glomerellaceae
Product: C-5 sterol desaturase
Exons: 3
Coding region: 1-1038 (345 amino acids)
Biological process (GO): lipid biosynthetic process
Molecular function (GO): iron ion binding; oxidoreductase activity
Source: RefSeq, a predicted model, not a curated record